AUUCUUCUGUCGGUCUUCAUUGUUGUUGCCAAUACUUUUACUGUAAUUGUGUUCUGGAUUCAUCGCAACAAGCUAAAGCGGACAUUCUUUCUCGUCAUUAACUUGACUGUUGCUGACUUUCUUGUUGGAUUUACUGCAAUAAUUGUGGCAGCACUGCCAAUAGCUAAUCUUCCGCAACAGACAGGACUAAGAAAAAUGCUGGGAUAUCAGACUUUGGCAGCAUCUUUCCACGCCUCUUGUUCAGCAUCUGUGUUCUUUCUUGUACUUAUUUCAUUGGAACGCGCCUUCGCAUUGAUAUGGCCGUUUCGACAUCGUUUAACAGGCACCAAGGUUUACAUCUACAGUGUGGCUAUCGUUUGGUUCGCUGGGAUAGCUAUGGGUGUAUUUAAUUUUCUGUCGACGUAUGAGAUUCUAGAUCUUGUGCAUUAUUCAGUUGGAUUCUCUGUUGUCAUAAAUUUCUGUUUGGUUACGAUCUGUGUGUCGUACUUAUCGAUCCGAAAACAAAUUAACAACAGGAAUUCAGCUAUUGACUCCGCUCAUAGAAUGCAAAGUGUUGAACAAAAUACAAGACUGUCCAAGACAUUUUUCAUCGUGGUAGGUGUCUCUAUUGCAUUUUGGGCUCCAAGCGUCACAUUUUACUGUGCAGGUGAUUUGGGUCUAAUCGUGUAUCCCGAGUUUGUAAAGUACAUUAUCACCAUGUUACAUCUAAGUAAUUCUCUUGUGAACCCAAUAAUUUAUAGCUUGAGAAUGCCAAUAUUCUUGAAAAGCUUCAGAAAACUGAAACGUAUGUGUAAAAUUUCAAAGCGAUCGAAAAGUGACGCUGUUAGCAAUGAACACUUGCAAUAUAUAAAACUGAGAUGGAGAGUUUUAUUGGCGAGUGAAGUCGACUUAACUUUUCAACUGUGGAAAGGCUUUACAUGAUCCAGGGCAGACGAGAAGACAGACGUUUUCCGCCUGAAUAUGUUUCUUUUUGAAUAGUCAAAAUGUCUUUGAAUUAAGUAGAGGAGGUUGAGAAUCACUGCAUUUUUAAAGAUAUUAAAAUAGGGAACUAAGCUUUCACACUUGGUGGUAUAUUUUAAUGAAACCAUGUGGCUUCCAAUGUUAGGAUGUUAUUGCCCAGAUGUACCCUCAUUCGUGUCGAGUUUGUGUAUAGGACGUUGUCUUAGUAACAACUUUCCUAAGAGAUAUGUCAAAGUUUUCACGUAUUCUUCAAGUAAGUCAAAAGCAGUGGAAAAGGAGUUAAAGAGAGCCCCGAAUAAAACUGCAAUUUCGAGUUAAUCAUUAACAUCAAAAAGAAAAAUCGCAAGCAACGCAAAAAAUCGUUGACCUUGCGAUUUUCCGUAGUUUUCUCAAAUUUUGUAAAACUUACAGGCUUGCUUUCCACUCAUGCCAUUAAUAACAGAAAGAAUCUCAAAAUGUUGCAAUGAACGCGAAAAAUCGUCUAUCUUGCAGUUGUUGCGUUUUUUGGCAAAUCGCAAAUUUUGCAGCUGUGUAAAAACCUGGACAUACAGUGCUCAAAACAAUGUCCAGGAAAGAAAAUCUCCUUUUCAUCGAGCAUUCUAUGUGCAGUUAAUGUCUUAUAAUACUGUUAGCGACAUACAAAUGACAUGACAUGCUAUUAAAAUUUUGAACAAUAAUUGUUGAUUUAUGGUAAUAUAGCUAUUAAGAGCAAGAACUGAGGAUAUGACAGAUUCGUAAAUAAAUCGGCUGUUUUCUCUUUCUAAGUCCAAAGUUUCUGCAUAUUGUUCUCAGUGAAACAUAAAUUUGAAGGCAACGCUGCCUGUGAUAAAUCAAGGAACAUUUCCUUUAAAUUGAGUUUUAAUUCCACCAUUAUAAUUGGAACAAAUUAAUUAAAUUUUACUUAAUAUGUAGUUCUCUAGCGAAUUAAUAGUACUUCGCUCCAUAAACACUCUGAUUCGAUGUCUACUUUCUAUCAAAUCAGAUAUCGAUGUUACUCGACGUUAUGUAAAUUAAAUUGCUUCGACAUAAAAUGACCGUGAGGUAUGUAAUAUUCGGCAACAUUGUUUAGAGAUUGAUGAUAGUCUUUUCAUUUACAUAUUUACGGAGUAAGAAUGUUGAGAAGAAAUUGACUUUUUAAGGUAUUUGAAUUGACGACAAUGCACAAAGAAUGAUAUGUUCAGGGAAACAUCCGCUGAUGUUUAUAUUCACCACAGUCGAACCGGCUCAGUUAAUGGACACCUCCAGUCAGUGGAGAGCUCUCGACUGGGUGUACACCUAAAGCAGGUAAGCAGGUGACUGGACACCCCUACACAUGCCUUGGCUUCACAUCUUUCAUAAGGAGACAUUCACAUUGAGAGGACACUUCCCGUAGGCAAAAAAGAAGUUCCCCACAGUCACUGUCGGGGUCAGCUCUUCUUAGUUUUUCUGGUUAGAGGAAAAAAAGGGACCCACUUUGCUUCUGUUCAUGUUUGUUUUUAUUACAUUACAAUGAUUUUAUUACAUUACAAUGCUAUCAGUGAUUCAUUUCACCGGCUUGUCAAUUCAAUGACAUAUUUACUGUGUUCAUUGCAUCUCCCUUUUGAAAGCUGUUUAUUGUUCUUUUAUGAGGUUUACAAUACUUGAGGCUGAAACGGAAAGUAAAACAGUUGUAAAGUGCAAAUAAAUUUCAAGCUUAAUUAAAACUCGUUUUGGAGUUUUUGCAAGCCAAAAAGCCAAAAGAUAUCUCUCGCUAUCAACUGGCGUAUACCGUUCUUUUCCACUAUGUCUGAUACCAGUGAGAUAGUGUUUUUGUGCAUUCUCAUUUUUCUGUCGGUAGUCAUUUUUAUGGCCAAUGCUUUUACUGUUUUGGUUUUCUGGAUUCAUCGCCACAAACAAAAGAGGACAUUCUUUCUUGUCAUUAACUUAACUCUUGCAGACCUUCUUGUUGGAUUCACUGCAAUACUUGAGACAGGAGCGGUAGUUGUUCUUCCGCGACUAAGCAAAACCAAUCACAAGGGAGACAUGUACAGUUUAUCGGCGUUCCUCUAUGCCUUUUCAUCAGCAUCUGUAUUCUUUCUUGUACUUAUUUCAUUGGAACGUGCCUUCGCUUUGAUUUGGGCGCUUCGACAUCGUGCAACAAGCACCAUUAUUUACAUAUACAUUGUGGCUAUCGGUUGGUUCGCUGGGAUAGCUAUGAGUGCAUUUUAUUUUCUAAGCAUGCAUAAGAUAUUCGACUUUGAGGAUUAUGCAGUUGGAUUCUCAGUUGUCAUAAAUUUCUGCUUGGUUACGAUCUUUGUGUCUUGCUUAUCGAUAAGGAAAAAAAUCAACAACAGAAAUCCAGCUUUAGCUAUUGAGUUCACUCGCAACGGGCAACGUGUUCAAUGUGAACGAAACACAAGACUGUCCAAGACAUUUUUUAUCGUGAUAGGCGUGUCUCUUGCAUUUUUGGCUCCAGGCGUAACAUUUUUCAGUGUAGCUAAGUUGUGUGCAUUCGAGUAUCCCCAGUUUGUGAAUUACAUCCUUGCUAUGUUACAUCUAAGUAAUUCUUUCGUUAACCCAAUAAUUUAUAGCUUAAGAAUGCCAAUAUUUAUGAAAACCUUGAAACAAUCAAGGAAUAAGUUUAAAAUUCCAAAUCGAUCGAGAAAGUACACUAUUAGCAAUGAAAACUUGUAACUAUGUAAAGAUGUAUUUGUGAUGCACGGAAUCUUUAAAAGGGAUCCACACUUACUGGUUAGAGAUAAUUAUUGAAAUACAUUCAAAUAAAGAACUAUCUUAUCUAUGGGUUACUUACAGUGCGAGUACCGCAGAGAGGGAGGGGCUAGAAGGGCUUUAACACUAUCCUUUAUGAAAAACAAAUUGUUUUUACCAGGUUUGUUUUCGAUCAUUGUAGUAAUAACUUAGCCUAUUAAAGUAGCUUCAACCAAUUUUUUCAUUCACAUGUUGACCUCUUUGUAAACUUUGCACUUUUUGUUAUUUUUUUUUUGUUUGAAACUUUUAUCGUUAAUCACUUGGUUUCAAAGGACGGUUAGAUUCUUGCGUUCACAGUUUCUCUCAAGAAAUAAUUUGAUUUUGGAUCAAUGUUUCGCCGAAUUUUUGGUUUUGAUACGCUCUUGCUUUUUCCAUCAAUAUUUGAAACGGUCAGCACAGCUGUGAAUUAUAUUCUAAGAAAAAAAACCCAUGAAUUUAAGGAACCCGAAGAAGGUAAACAAUGUUUGGAAAACGUCGUUUACAAAACGGAUGCUCAGAACCAUGCUGUAGGUUGCAGCUGAGCCGCCGUUACGAGAUGCAAUUUGUUGAUGGCGUUGGAAGCUGCUUUGUCACCGUUCACAUGGUCUAUAUUUCAUCCUUAAAAGGUCUGAGAUUAGACCUGAUUCUGCCUUUUUACCUUUUUCAAUUUAACCCUUUAAACCUUAAGAUAAAAAUUUGAAUUUUCCUUUUGUUGCCCCUAUUCAUUUCCUACAGGAGUAAUGGGGAGAAGUUGAUAAAAUAUCAAGCAAAUUCAUCUUGUAUGAUCAUGUCCGUAAUUCUCAUGACCACUCUGUUAUACAAAGCAUUGAUAUUUCAAGGAGAAAUUCGAUGCUGAUCACUGUUAGGGCUUAAGGGGUUAAGGGGCGUUGAGUAUCUUAUGUAUGAAGAAUUAUGGAGAUCGAGGAGGGUGUUAUCCGUCGAGGCCGUAGGCCGAGGCGGAUAACACCCGCCCAGAUCUCCAUAAUUCUUCAUAUGAUACGAAAGCUCAAAAUAAUUCCUACUUUAAAAACAUGGCUAAAAUUUGCUUCCUCCAUAGAUCCAUCGAUGUUAAGGCGAUCUUCGAUAGUACUCGUUUAGGGUUGUUCAGCUCCGCAAAAUAGUAUUCUCCAAAUAGCAGAUGUCGCACCUCGAGUUGUCUUCUUGCUGUUCUUGCCAUGUUUGUAGCUAUUAUUUCGCCCAGUGCUUACUCUUGAAAUGAGUGAAAUGUCUGCCAUCUGUGUCUUCACAACCAAAGCAACACAACCUCGUCCCCAGGUCGUCUCGGUUAACGGUGCAUUAACCUGCAAGGAAGCUGCACUUUUGACGUCAUCGGUUCAUUAAACGCAAAAUUCUUCCAAAUUUGGUCAUCAGUAGCUGGUUAUGGUGAAUUAUGCGUGUGCUUUUAGCCAAUCACAAUGGGGAAAUUAUUUUGAAUGAAUAGUAAUAUUAAUUAGAGCUGUAGAGAGUCGGCGUAUCAUCAAACAGCAGUGAAAAUUUGCAGGAAAGCAAUGUCCUACCUGUUAAUUUUUUUAACGACCAAAACAGGGACAUUACGUCAUCAGUCACGUGACCAGAAUGUUUUCAAGAUUUUUGUUCGUUUUGAAAGUACAUUUUCCAUCAUAAAUUGGUACGUUUUUGUUGUUUUUCUAAAUGUUUACAAUGUAUUACCUCUAAAUUGACCGAUAUUGCAAGACGACAAAAGGCUAGACGUCAUUGACGUUAACGUAUUCCACACAAAAUUAAUUAAACCUGCAAAAAAAAAAAAAGCACACGACCUUAUCUAAAUGAGAUUCCAUAAUUUGGUAGCUAUGGCACUACUCAUCAUAAUUCGAAAAUUCAGUAAAAGUUUCUUUUUGGAGUUUUUCUAACGAGUAAUAAUACUUCGCUCCAUAAACACACUGAUUGGAUCUUUUCAUUAAAUCAGAUAUCGAUGCUGUGUGGGAAAAAUGUUAUUUUAAAAUAUAAAAUUGUUUUAAAUUGCUAAUUAAAACUAACAAUAAGGUUCAUUACACCCGGUGACAUUGUUAAGAGAUUGACGACCGGCUAUUCACUUAUUUCCCGAGAAAGAAUACGUAGCUGAAAUUGAUUUUUAAGGCAUUUGAAUUCAUGAGGACAAUCGAGUUUCAAAGAAUGACAUGUGCAUGGAACCAUCCUCUAGCUUUUUCAUGCACCUAAGUCGAGAGAUAAGCUCCCAUGCUUGAGCACCUUCUCUGAGAGCUGACACGUCCCGUGGGUUGACACUUCCCAGGUAGCGCGGGACACCGUUCCGUUGGAAGACAUCUUGGUCAUGGUCACAAGGACAUACACAAUUCACUGCUUUUAGGUGGUCACCUCUUCAUCUUGUCUGGUUUGGUACUAGAAAACAACCAUCCACUGUGCUGCUGUUCAUGUAUGUCUUUAAUGUCAUUUUGUUUUCUAUCAGUGAAUAAAAUAAAAUUUUAACGCCUAAAUGACGUCAGAGUGACGUAUUUGCAAUGUUUCUUUGACCUUUGUCAUUUCAAUGACAUACGAAAAACAUGGUAUUUCAACGACAAUGGACUCAAUUUUACAUUUUGAAUUAGUUGUAUAUUAUUUCUUUGUAAAAUAUUAACUCUGGGCAGCGCCAUUAAAUACACUUUUUGCAUUUAAUAUUCUUCCCUCCGAAUGAUAGUGGUCCACAAUCUAUAUAAAUCACUAUGUUAUUUUAGUAGGAGAGAAAACAAUAGUCUUACUUAAUUAAAAGUAGACUUAAGAAGGCUAUUGUUGCUUUAUUUCUCUGGCGUGUUAAUUUUAAUGACUCGUCUACUCUGUUGAUUGCAUCUCUCAUUUAAAGCUGUUUAUUUACACUGCUGAAUCAUUGACGAGGUUUACAGUACUUAAGACAGAAACCAGAGUAAAACAAUAGCACAGCGCAAUUGAAUUUUAAUUAAAAUCUCUUCGGGGACUUUAUUUAAAUUGCCGGAUCAUUUAAAUAUGAAAGGCUUCAUACACGCUGGAAGCCAAAAGAUAUGUUUGUUCUUUAGAGUCGCAGAAAAAUUAUCUGGUUCAAAACGUUCUUUUUAUUAUGGCUGAUAUUAGUGACACAGUAUUUUUGGGCAUUCUCAUUUUUCUGUCAGUCGUUAUUCUUGGUGCAAAUACUUUUACUGUAUUUGUUUUCUGGAUUCAUCGCAACAAACUAAAGCGAACAUUCCUUCUACUAAUUAACUUGACUGUUGCCGACCUUCUUGUUGGGUUCACUGAAAUACAAGUGGCAGGAUUGGCAGUUAGUCUUCUGCAACUAAGCAAAACCAAUCACAUGGGAUAUCAGAGUUUAUCAGCAUCCUUCCACGCCUUUUCAUCAGCAUCUGUGUUCUUUCUUGUACUUAUUUCACUGGAACGGGCCUUCGCUUUGAUUUGGCCACUUCGACAUCGUGCAACAAACACUAAGACUUACAUAUACAGUGUGGCUAUCGGCUGGUUCGCUGGAAUAGCUAUGGGUGUAUUUAAUUUUCUGUCCACGUUUGAGAUUCUCGAUUUUGUGCAUUAUGCAGUUGGAUUAUCAGUUGUCAUAAAUUUCUGCUUGGUUACGAUCUGUGUGUCGUACUUAUCGAUCCGGAAAACUAUUCAGAACAGAAACCCAGCUGUUGGCUUUGCAUGUAACAGGAAAAAUUUUGAACAAAAGAGGAGACUGUCCAAGACAUUAUACUCCGUGAUAGGUGUUUCUAUUGCGUUUUGGGCUCCAAGUGUUACAAUUUACACUCUAGGUAAAUUGUGUGUAAUCGUGUAUCCUGACUUUGUGAAUUACAUCAUCACCAUGUUACAUCUAAGUAAUUCUCUCGUAAACCCAAUAAUUUAUAGUUUGAGAUUGCCAAUAUUCAUGAAAACCUUUAGACAACUGAAAAAUAAGUUUAAAAUUCCAAAGCGAUCGAAAAAGUACACUGUUAGCAAUGAAGCCCUGUAA
Molecule: messenger RNA, 7585 nt
Organism: Porites evermanni
Lineage: Eukaryota; Metazoa; Cnidaria; Anthozoa; Scleractinia; Poritidae
Source: the annotation of a GenBank genome assembly